Phacochoerus africanus (Common warthog) is the source of this 427-nucleotide messenger RNA. Its product is annotated as KRAB domain-containing protein 5-like. Bases 134 to 427 code for a protein of 97 amino acids. NCBI's taxonomy places the organism in Eukaryota, Metazoa, Chordata, Mammalia, Artiodactyla, Suidae. The transcript is spliced from 4 exons. Gene Ontology annotation, biological process: regulation of DNA-templated transcription. The record is from RefSeq and is a predicted model, not a curated record.
GGGUGUGGUGGACUCAGGUGAAAUAGCUUUUACCUAUGAUGGUGGAUUCUCAAGAUGCUGAUGUGAUUCCUCCACACAGUACCGAUGAGAAAGUGACCCAGAGCUGGAGGAAGAAGAGGAAGAAGAGGAGGAAAUGGCAGCUUCUCAGGGACUUCUGAGAGUCGAGGAUGUGGCCAUCGAUUUCUCUCCAGAGGAGUGGGAAUGUCUGGACCUCGGUCAACGGGACCUGUACAGAGAUGUGAUGAUAGAGAUCUGUAGGCACCUGGUCUCCUUGGAGUAUGUUAUCUCUAAGCCAGACCUGGUUCGCUUGUUGGAGCAAAAGACAGAUCCCUGGGAUGUGAAGGGAAUGGAGACAGUAGCCAUACAGCCAGGGAGGAUUCUCUCUCACAUCCACAUGGAGAGCCAGAAUCCUGGUCUUGACUUGUGA